Desarmillaria tabescens is the source of this 1530-nucleotide messenger RNA. RefSeq lists its product as uncharacterized. The coding region runs from base 6 to 1340 and encodes 444 amino acids. Lineage: Eukaryota; Fungi; Basidiomycota; Agaricomycetes; Agaricales; Physalacriaceae. The transcript has 3 exons. The record is from RefSeq and is a predicted model, not a curated record.
CUGGCAUGGCGCUUCCAUCUGAGCUCAUCUACUGCAUUCUCUUCGAACUCUGGGCCAUCCAGUCUUCCACCGAGGACUACAUCCAAGCAUUCUCAAUCUGCUCCACUGUGUCCAAACAAUGGUCUGCCAUCAUCAAGGAGGUUAAUUCCACGCACUCGGUCAUCCCCUUUGACUAUAGCGGAGGAUAUCUAUACACUAUACGAUCCAUGCAUACAAUACCUAAACCGCUACUCUGCCGCACAAUAACAUUCAAGGUGGACAACCUGAUCAUGCCAUGGUCUAUCAAGAAUUCAGGAUGUGAACCCUCCAUUACAGCUAACAGGGGGAUAGAAUCGGUGCUUCGAAAGAUAUUCUGUGGUCCUAUCUCACCCCCAGAUGGCAUUCAUAUCUUCGUAGACUAUCUUGACGAUCCCCAGGUCCACAUCCCCCACUUCUGGGUUCCUCUACAGACCACCCACUUAACAAUUGUCUACCACCACCGAUGCUGGGCAGACGUGGCUUUCCCAAAUCCCUAUUAUUGUCAAUGUAUCCAACCCAUCCUUUCCCGACGAGUCAGCCAUCUCUGCAUCAUAGGAACUACAACCUUCAUAGUGAAGUCACUCAUAACCCCUAUCAAUGAAUGGGAAUGUCUAGUUUCGCUGGCUACGGAUGUACUUGAACUUGAUAUCCCAAUCCCCUCUUUCACACGGAAAACGUAUAAUUAUGAAACGCUAGAUAUAGGGUCGGAAUUCCUGUCUCGGGUUAUGUUUGGCGAACGAGGAUUCCGUUCGACUCUUGUCCCCAUGCAGCAUCUUAGCACACAUACCUACAUCCCCAUGUUUGAACAAGCUAUUCCUUUGGGCUCAGUAGGAUAUAUUCAUCCAUUCACUAAGAAGUUCGUCAUCCUGUUCAAUGCCAUCGAUCCGGCUUCUUCGAUGGAACCAGCGAUCCGUCACAUCCCUUGCCUCCUCAAGAACGGCAGGACGAAAUUAAUCACUGACCCAAAAUAUCCCGUCUCCCGAGCAUGGGAUUAUGAAUAUAAAAAGUCUGAUAUUCUGCGUAAGCUUGGAGCUUGGACCAAGGGAAGAUCGUUCGUGUUUCUUUGUGGUCAAUAUUUCUCUGCUUCUAACGGAACCAGAGUGUAUAGUAUCACUCUGGCAUAUAACUUCGUCAAAACGCUCUUUCUCGGGCUCGGGAAUGCAAUUUCCCGGGAACUUGUAGGAGAUCAAUUCGAGAAUUGGCUAUCCGAGCACCGCCAGACAAUUAUCGAUGUGUUUGGAGACCGCGAUCCCUAUAUCCGAACGCACCUGGGACUCGGUGAAGCGAUUGUUCAUGUUAUGUAUACAAACUUUAUGGACUGACCAUCUGGCUACAUUUCAGUUACAGCCACAGUAGACUCGUCGCAAUAUGUUUGGUUUGUCCUUCUGAGAACUUACCAUGCCAAUUUUCUAGACAAAUACUACUUUGAAGUUGACCCUCAAGCGUCGUCUAAACUUGGAACGUCUUGGGGGAAGGUCAAGCCUCCUAAGAACCGUACUCCCGUGUACUGGA